Molecule: messenger RNA, 2843 nt
Organism: Phytophthora infestans T30-4
Lineage: Eukaryota; Oomycota; Peronosporomycetes; Peronosporales; Peronosporaceae
Product: calcium/calmodulin-dependent protein kinase, putative
Exons: 4
Coding region: 1-2601 (866 amino acids)
Biological process (GO): protein phosphorylation
Molecular function (GO): protein kinase activity; ATP binding
Source: RefSeq, a predicted model, not a curated record
AUGAUAGACGACGUGGCGGUCUUCGAGAAGGCUGCCAAGAAGUCGUGGCAGUCCUUCAGCACCAUGCGGCGCUUUGUGGACGAGGCUGUGCGUCUCGAGAACGCUAGUUGGCGUCUAUGGUUUGUGCAGGGCACACAUGGGCCUGCUGGCAACGAUUCAAGCGACGAGCCUGACGCGGAGGACUAUAGUGCCAUCACUGAUGGUCCGCGUCCACUUUGUGUCUACUGCGAGCUUCACCGUGCGAGUCUGAGCUGCAACGGCUGCUGCCAUGACGCCUACUGCGUCAGUUGCUUCAAGCUCAUCCACAAGAAAGGCAACUUAGCGACGCACACUGCGGUUAAGAUUCAAAUUCGGGAGUUAAAUCACGCCAGCGUUGUCUCCGCGACCUGCGAAGACGCUGACAUAUCCACAACAUCACACAGAUCGUCGCUUAAGAAGAAUGACAGCUUAGAGGGAGACGCCGAGUGCUCAACAGGCACGAGCUCUCCACACCAGAAAUCCGGCGAAACUUCCCUCUUCAACAAGCCGUGGGAACUGCAGAUGGACAUGUUACUCCAGCGCCUCAUGAUGAACAGCAUCCAGAGCGAGCUAGAUAUCAGUGUGCGUAACAUUGACCGAAGAGAAUCACUAGUCACUGCGGAUGCGAUUGGCAGUCUUCUGGAUGCUGACGACGUAGUGUCAUCGGGUAGCACGAGCGAGUCGGAUGAAGAAGAUACGAGACAGAAAUCCAACCAGGCCGUCGUGAUGGCUGCCGUAGCAGCUGCAGGUCGACACCGAGCACACUCCAUGUCGUUCGAGGAGAGUGGGAAGCGUUCUCCAGUGAUAACUCCCAUGGUGAUCCACCCGUCGCCUCCUGGUGUGGACGGAGGUCUGGACGAUCUCAAGCUGCCACCGACACUCUUCCCUAAGGGCUUACCACGAACUAACAGUCGUCGGAGGGACUCGCAGACGUGCGCGAACUGUAAUGGGAACCACAUUACAGUGGAGUGUCCGCUACUGGAGAGUGCGUUGAUGCCUCCGGCGACUACUCCGACACCUGGAGGAUCGGGCGUGGACACGGCCUUACGGAAGUGCUUUACGACGAUUCAUAACAACAACAUGGCGAACAGUACACACGCGUUCCUGGGUGACGAAGUGAGUGUCCGAGGAGGCAGUAACUUUGCCAACAUGAAGCAGUGGCCGUCCAGCAAUUCGUUGCAGCAAAUGGAUCGCCAGUCGCCGUUUGGGAUGAACGUGAUCGCAGAAGACAAUUCCAUGGCCAGUGAGGACCUCGCACCGGUAUUGGGACAGCUUACACCGCCGAAUGCAAGGGGAACUCCUCAUCAUUGGAACGCAGACUCGUGGUUACUGUCGUGUCUUGCCACUGAGCUGCCUUUCGACGUCUUUGAACAGCUACGUGGAGAGAGAAACGCGUUCUUGUCUGGCUCCGAGUCGUCUGCAAUGGCAAUUACUGGCUGGGUGCUUCUGAAGGUUCCGGGGAGUCAGUGGUGCAGACGCUACUUGUCGCUGUAUCGCAACAAUCUAUGGGAAUAUCUGGAUGCGAACGAUACUAGUCGACCGGUGGGGCAUGCGAAUGUAUACGAGGGAUCUGUGCAUUCUCAUCAACGCAGCACGACCGAGUAUGUGCUCAAGUACAAUACUCACUCGUCAGCAGUAUCUGGACGCAGCGAGUUGUGGCUGCAAUUCGACUCGAAGAAGGACGCGAGACGGUGGAAAGAAAUGCUGACGCGUGCGGUGGAGCUGCAGAUCGACGACUUGUUUGAUCUCACGCCGGACUCGCCGACUGGGACGUCUGCGAAAAACUUUGAGCUUGGCAAAGGACGCUUCUCGAUUGUACGCCGUGCACGUCGGAAAGAGAGCUGGGACGAUUCGUCAAGGUCGAAGGACUGUGCUCUGAAGAUCAUUGAGAAGAACAUCUUCUGGGACUUGGUGUCGCGUGACACAGAACGUGAAGACACCGUGGUGCGCGAGAUUUUGACGCAGAGUCUGUUGACGGUCCGCUCGGGCUCCUCAUACUGUCCGGUGAUUCGACUGCAGUCGCUGUUUGAAACGCGCGACCACCUGGUCAUGGAGCUGGAGCUCAUGAGGGAUGGAGAUCUACACGAAGAGAUUGCUACCAAGAGUGCGGUGGACGAGACGCGUGCUUCGUUCUUGGUUGCUAGUCUGGUCCGGGCGAUUGAUUACUGUCAGCGCAAUGGUGUUGCUCAUCGAGAUGUGAAGCUCUCGAAUCUCGCACUGGACUUUGAGUGCAGUGCGAGCGGCAAAGAGUUCGCUGUAAUCAAGGUUGCGGACUUCGGCAUGGCAGCAUUUAUCCAAAAGGAUGGGAUGCUGAAGGGCAGAUGCGGAACUCCUGGCUUCGUGGCUCCAGAGAUACUAUGUGCAGGCAAAGGUGAAGCGUAUCCAAGUGGAGUAGAUAUGUUCUCGGCUGGUGUGGUGGCGUACACGAUGCUGUGUGGCUACGAACCGUUCUUCGGUGUGAACGACGAUGAGCUUAUUCAGAUGAACAAACGGGUUGACUUUGAGUUCGAAGAACCGGAAUGGUCCAGUAUUUCAGAUGAUGCCAAGGAUAUGGUACGUGUCAUUGUCACUGGUUCGGACUGAGAAGGAUUUCAAGUUGUUUGACUUUUGUGGUGCUCAGAUUACUCUCAUGAUGGAGAAGGAUCCUUACAUACGGAUAACACCGAAGCAAGUACUGGAGCACCCUUUUCUUCGAGAUGCGAACGCGGCGCUGGAAGAUCUUUUCCAAGAACAAGUACCUAUUAACCGGACGCGAUUGAUAUGAUGGUCUGCGCUAGCGGACACGAGCUUGAAAGACUGUAUUCCAUCCUCAUUUUACUUCUUUA